Molecule: messenger RNA, 288 nt
Organism: Schistosoma bovis
Lineage: Eukaryota; Metazoa; Platyhelminthes; Trematoda; Strigeidida; Schistosomatidae
Source: the annotation of a GenBank genome assembly
AUGAAUAAAGACGUUCGCUUGGUGACUUUAUGCUCAAAUGAAAGACCAUUGAUGUUUUGCCUGCAACUGAUAAUCCCAUUGCUUUUUUUACCGAAGCCAUCUAAUCCGGCCGCAGAUAUUUAUCAUGCAAUAUAUAUACUUUUAUUCCUUGUUUGUUUCUUCUUAGAGCGUAAACCAUGUGGGAUAUGUGCUAUUAUUUUGUUUAUUUUCAUUAUUCUUCCAUGUUAUAGUUCCUUAGAUAAUUUGUGUAUUUUCUCCACAUGCAGUAAAGACCGAACUUUGACGUAG